UUGGUAAUAUAUUAAUUCCCCCAAAAAUAAACACAUCUCCUCCACUCUCUCUCUCCUCCACUUUCUCUCUCUUCCCUAAUCUCUAUUUCCAGAUCGAACUCGCCUCUCCCCACAAAUGCCUUUGUCACGUUCCCUCCUUUCGCGGAGGUUCUCGAUUUCCUUCAGAGAGUCCCAAGGAGGGAAGACGCCCCCCGAGGCCGAUUCUCACCAACCACCACCGCCACCGACGACGAAGAUGAUGCUUCCUCCGCCGCCUUCGAACGGGGCCGCGGGGUCGUCGUGGUCGGCGAUGCUCCCUGAGCUGCUGGGGGAAAUCAUACGCCGCGUGGAGGACAGCGAGGACCAAUGGCCCCACCGCCGCGACGUGGUGAGUUGCGCCUGCGUGUCGAAGAAGUGGAGGGAGAUCGCGCAGGAGAUGGUUAGAUCUCCGCUUAACUCCGGCAAAAUCACUUUCCCUUCUUGCCUCAAAUUGCCAGGUCCAAGGGAGUUUUCAAAUCAGUGCCUGAUAAAGAGGAACAAGAAGACAUCAACCUUUUACUUGUACCUCGCCCUCACACCAUCAUUCACUGAUAAGGGGAAGUUUCUUCUGGCGGCACGAAGGUUCAGGACCGGAGCUUACACUGAGUACAUUAUAUCACUUGACGCUGAUGAUUUCUCACAAGGAAGUAAUGCCUACGUUGGUAAACUAAGAUCGGAUUUUCUUGGGACCAACUUUACAGUAUACGAUAGCCAACCACCACACAACGGAGCCAAACCCUCAAACGGCAAAGCCAGCCGCAGAUUCGCAUCAAAGCAGAUAAGCCCACAAGUUCCAGCAGGCAACUUCGAAGUGGGUCAUGUCUCAUAUAAAUUCAACCUAUUGAAAUCAAGAGGUCCAAGAAGAAUGAUAAGCACACUCCGUUGCCCAUCCUCAUCACCUCCACCACCAUCAUCAUCAUCCACUGACCACCAAAACCCAUGUGAUGUUGUCACCAAGAUCAUGAAGAAACCCAACAAAGACGGUUCAGGGUUGACGAUACUAAAGAACAAAGCUCCGAGAUGGCACGAGCACUUACAAUGCUGGUGUCUGAACUUCCACGGAAGAGUGACCGUUGCUUCGGUCAAGAACUUCCAGCUGGCUGCGACCGUUGACCAGAGUCAACCGGGUGGUAAAGGUGAUGAAGAGACAGUGCUGCUUCAGUUUGGUAAAGUUGGAGAUGACACGUUCACCAUGGAUUAUAGACAGCCUCUGUCUGCUUUUCAGGCUUUUGCUAUCUGUCUCACGAGUUUCGGCACUAAACUUGCCUGCGAGUGAAAGAAAAGUGUAAUGUUUUGAUGUAAAAUCAUGUGUUAAAAGGUUUGUGGAAGGAGAAGCACAUAAUAAUAUCUAAGUAUGAAAACAAAAUUGUAAUUUUAAUGACCCAAAGUCGAUAUGUAUUUGUGUGUAUCAAACAAGUAAUAAAAGAGGAAUAAGAGCUUCA
Brassica napus (rape) is the source of this 1460-nucleotide messenger RNA. RefSeq names its product tubby-like F-box protein 7. The transcript has 4 exons. The record is from RefSeq and is a predicted model, not a curated record. NCBI's taxonomy places the organism in Eukaryota, Viridiplantae, Streptophyta, Magnoliopsida, Brassicales, Brassicaceae. The coding region runs from base 116 to 1294 and encodes 392 amino acids.